AUGUCUAGUGAAAGUGAACGUCGAAUUUAUGAUCUACGUAAUUUAGUCAAUGGCCUUUAUAAUCUUGGACAAACGAUAGGUACAGGUCAUUUUGCUGUUGUAAAACUUGCUCGACACGUUUUUACACAAAAAGAAGUUGCUGUUAAAGUGAUCGAUAAAACAAAAUUAGAUGAAAUAUCUAAAGCUCAUUUAUUUCAAGAAGUACAAUGUAUGAAAUUAGUUCAACAUCCAAAUGUUGUUCGUUUGUAUGAAGUUAUUGAUACCCCCAAUAAACUUUAUCUUAUUUUGGAAUUUGCUGAUGGAGGUGACAUGUACGAUUAUAUUACAAGGCAUGCUAAUGGUCUUAAUGAAUCAUUAUCACGAAAAUAUUUUCGACAAAUAUGUCGAGCACUUAAAUAUUGCCAUAAAAUGUACGUGUGCCAUCGAGAUCUUAAACCUGAGAAUAUAGUUUUCUUCGAAAAACAAGGUGUUGUCAAAUUAACGGACUUUGGUUUUUCUAAUCUCUUUUCACCCGGCAAAAAAUUAUUAACAAGUUGUGGAUCUCUUGCAUAUUCAGCACCUGAAAUUCUUCUGGGUGAUCCAUAUGAUGCACCGGCAGUUGAUAUUUGGAGUUUGGGUGUGAUCUUAUUUAUGCUGGUAACCGGUCGUGCACCAUUCCAAGAAGCUAACGAUUCCGAAACAGUGAUGAUGAUACUUGACUGUUCUUACAAAGUGCCAUCACAUAUUUCUUCUGAAUGUCAAAGUUUAAUCUAUCGAAUGAUUGUACGUGAGCCCGAAAAACGUGCAACACUUGAUGAAGUUAUAUCCGAUAUAUGGUAUCGACAAUGUGAAGAUGACGACAAUAAAGAGCAACAUCGUAUUGACUCUCUACGAUUAAUAUCACACGAAGAUCACGAAUUGAUUAUUCAACAAAUGAUUGAUGGAAAUAUAGCUGACAAAGAAACAAUAUCAACAGCUUUAAAUGAUAAUCAAUAUAAUCAUAUGACAGCAACAUAUUAUCUACUUGCUGAGCAAAUUUUAUGUGCUAAUUUUGACAAAGAAGAACGAAAUGUUAAACGACAACGAUGUUCGUUACAACCAGCAGAUGAUCCAUUUAAAGAACAAAUCGGUGUUUUUAUAUCGCAAACAAUGAGUUCUACAAAAGAAAAUGCAUCACCGAUUUUAACAACGCCACGACAUUCAUUUGAUUCAUCCAGUGAACAAGUUGCAUCAGUUGAAAAUGAUGAUGAACGACUAUCUUUACAACAACGUGGAAUCAAUACAAGUAUUCCAGGAACACCAGCACAAGCUAUGAAAAUUAUACUCGAGGAAGAUGAAAAUCCAGAAUCCCCACAGCUAGAUGUAACAGGUGCAGCUAUCCUACAGUCGAUUAACUUUCCAAAACUAAAUAAAAUUAUUGAAAAUGAGGAUGAAGAUGAUAGAUCAUCAGAAGCAACUGCAACUCCUCUUCUCGAAAACUCGACCACAACUAGUGGUAUUCUGCGAUCAAAAGAUUUGCGUUCUGCAGUCGAAAUAAAACGGCGAAAUUUUUCUCAUAGUUGCUCCAGUUCUGAUAGUGAAGAUAAUGGAAGUAGCUACGAUAUGAAUCGUCUUGUUAAUUCAAAGCAUACACGUUCACCAAAUUCAUUUCAAGAAUCUGAAUCUAUAAUUAAACAUCGUGGCAGAUCAAUGAGUAAUAUUGAAAAUAUCUCACGUGAAAUUCCCCAUAGUAUUCAACAGCAAAUAAUGCCAACACACAAUAGCGAAAGUAUGAAACGUAAAAAUUUUUCACGAACGAGUUCUAUUACUUCAACUAAUCGUUUAAUAAUCAACCAUGUUAAUGAUGGUAUGAAUGCAGAUUUAACAAAUAGUUCAACAUUAAUCAAUGAUCAUACGCGUAGUUUAUCAACAGAACAUCGCUUUGCAAAUCCAUCACAAAUGUCAAUUGCUUCACGAACUUCCAUACGUCAUUCAACUCCACGUGAAUCCAUUGUAUUUACAAAAACAGAUGCACCCAAUUUUAUACGUUUAUUGCAACAAAAACAACAUCAAGAUAUACAGGAUGUGAUUCCAAUUACUAAUGAAACUUCUCGUUUACUAUCGACAUCAUCAAAUCUAGAACAUGUUCAUCCUCCGAUUAUUGCUGAAGAAGAUAUUUCAUCACAAGUAACAUCAACAUCAACUAGAAAUAUAAACUCACCUUUCACAAUAAAUACCAAUAAUAAUGAAACAAAUUCUGAUUUUAUUAUCCCAUUAAUAGAACAUGAUAAUAUUGGCAAUGCCCACGCAUUAAAAUAUCCACAUUCAGUAUUAUCAAGAUUGAAAUAUUCACUCACAAAACAAAAAGCAAAAUCUAGUGUAGAACAGUCAACCAAUAUAAAUGCUAAACAGAAACGUUCGUCCAAUAAACAUGGAGCUUGCUGUACGAUUUCAUAA
Messenger RNA from Rotaria socialis, 2415 nucleotides. The record is from the annotation of a GenBank genome assembly. Lineage: Eukaryota; Metazoa; Rotifera; Eurotatoria; Philodinida; Philodinidae.